AUGGAAAACAAGGAUUUGUACGACAUGGACGCCUGCAAGAAAGAGAACCAGGCCCCAGUAGUUCAGCCAGAAUACUCUGGCUAUUCACAAUAUCUUCAAGGCCGGCCCUUAUACCCAACAAUGCCUUAUCCCAUGCAUCCCAACUUUUAUGGUGGAUUUAUGUAUGCUGUAAGUUUGAAUUUUAAGAGACGGAUCGAUUAUUGGUUUUAUAAGAACAUAAGAGGAAGGCAUGGUAAAUUUUUUGGUUGAAUAUUAAGUGCCGACAUAAAGAACCCGUCAUACUUUUCUUGUAAUUUCUUGUAAAAAAUGGCGGGUUCUUUAUGUUGGCACCUAAUAUUAGGUUGAGCCAAAAGUAGCUGGACACUUUUUACUUAUUUGUUAGUCAAAAAGUGUCCCGAUACUUUUAGUUCAAUCUAAGAGAUCUCAGGGUAGGGUUAAUAUAGUAGGUAGGGUGUAGUAGCUUUUUUAUGGCAUGACAGAACAUUUUACCUUACCCCACUUUGCCCUACUUUAAAUACUCUCAUUUUACUUUGCCUUACCCUAUUUUAACCUGCUCUUACAUUACCGUGCCGUAUCCUAUCUUAACACUAUUUUGCCGUAUCUUACCCUUAAUCUACCCUGUUGUACCUGAAACAUACAUUACCUUGCCGUGCCUUACACUUACAUUCUCUUGUCGUACCCUGUCCUUGCUUCACUUUUCCGUAUUCUACCCUUACUCUCCUUUGCCGUACCUUACUCUUAAUUAACUUUACCGUACAGAACCCUGCCUUUACGUUACCUUGCCAUACCACACUUAAUCUGCUCUGUAGUACUUUGCUUUUAAUGUUUUCCUCCGUACCCUACCCUUAGUUUACCUUGCCGCGCCUUACUCUUACCUUACCUUGUCAUACCCUACCCUUAAUUCAACUUGCCCUGCUAUACCCGUAUCUUACCUUAUUAUAACUUACCCUUCUUUUACUCUACCGUACCCUAAUCUUAUAUUUCCUAGCCUGACUCUACCCUCAAUUUAUAGGUUUUCAUACCUACAUUGCUGUAUCUUACACUUUUACAAUCUCGCCGUGUUUUACACUUACAUUACCUUGCCGUACUUAAAACUGUUUUACUGUAUAUUUCUAAAAUUAAAAUUUUUUAAAUUUUAUUUAAAAAAGUUUUUAAAAUUUGGUAAAUCAUGUUCUUAAUAUUGUAGGACCCAUCCCAAAUUGCUGCCCCAUCAUCAGACAUCAAAAACCUGUCAGCCAACUCCUUCUUUCCUGUGAACUCCCCCUCUCCUCCAAACCGUACCAAAUCUCGCAACUCGUCCGCAUCACUACAUGAAGAUCCAGAGUAUCGACAAAAGAGAGCCAAGAACAAUGAAUCAGCACGAAAGUCGAGGAAACUUCGUGCUGAACGAGAACAAAAGAUGGUAAUGGAGAAUGAUAGGCUGAAGAAGCAGAUUCAGAGGCUGGAGGAAGAUCUGGCUGCGGCUAGGAUUCAAUUGAAGAUGUAUAAGGAUAGCGCUCUUAAGACUAGAAAUUAA
Bursaphelenchus okinawaensis is the source of this 1516-nucleotide messenger RNA. Lineage: Eukaryota; Metazoa; Nematoda; Chromadorea; Rhabditida; Aphelenchoididae. The record is from the annotation of a GenBank genome assembly.